ACGACAAUUUCAAACGACUAAGCAGGAAAUACACAACAAUGAAUCAGCGACGGGGCCAUUCGCAUGGAUUCCUAAUCUACCUGUCUCUGCUGGCCCUUUGGCGUGGACGUUCUGAAGCAGAGGUGUCAGGUUCAGAUGCCUUUAAAAACAACAUCACCCUCUUUACACGGAUUUUGGACAGACUGCUUGAUGGCUAUGACAACAGGCUGAGACCUGGUCUCGGAGACCGGGUGACAGAAGUGAGGACCGAUAUCUAUGUGACCAGUUUUGGGCCAGUUUCAGAUACGGACAUGGAAUACACAGUGGAUGUGUUUUUCCGGCAGCGCUGGACAGACGAGAGGCUGAAGUUUCAUGGGCCGAUGAAUAUUCUACGUCUCAACAACCUGAUGGCCAGUAAAAUCUGGACACCAGACACUUUUUUUCACAACGGCAAGAAAUCUGUGGCUCAUAACAUGACCAUGCCUAACAAACUGCUACGCAUCAUGGAGAAUGGCACUCUACUAUACACUAUGAGGUUGACAGUGCAAGCUGAAUGUCCAAUGCAUCUUGAAGACUUUCCAAUGGAUUUCCAUUCCUGUCCACUUAAAUUUGGCAGCUAUGCUUACACUCUGAACGAGGUGACAUAUGUUUGGACACGUAAUGCCACCUUAUCAGUGGAAGUAGCUCCAGAUGGAUCUAGACUAAACCAGUAUGACCUAAUGGGUCAGACGGUUGGCAAGGAAACCAUCAAGUCCAACACUGGUGAAUAUACAGUGAUGACUGCCCAUUUCCAUCUGAAGAGGAAGAUUGGAUACUUUGUUAUUCAGACAUACCUGCCCUGCAUCAUGACAGUCAUCCUGUCCCAGGUGUCUUUUUGGCUAAAUCGAGAAUCCGUCCCUGCACGCACAGUUUUUGGUGUGACUACAGUCCUAACGAUGACCACUCUGAGCAUCAGUGCUCGCAACUCUUUACCAAAAGUAGCCUACGCCACAGCCAUGGACUGGUUCAUUGCUGUGUGCUACGCAUUUGUUUUCUCUGCUCUUAUCGAGUUUGCUACAGUAAACUACUUCACCAAGCGUGGCUGGGCAUGGGAUGGCAAGAGCAUUGUCAAUGAUAAGAAGAAGGAGACAUCUGUUCUGAAAAAGAAUAACGCCUAUGCAGUUGCUGUGGCAAACUAUGCACCCCACAUGGCUAAGGACUCAGCUCUGCCCACGGUCUCUAAGAGUGCCAUACCAGAGGCCAGUAAACCUCAACCUAAAGAGGCCAAGAAGACCUUCAACAGUGUCAGCAAAAUUGACCGCAUGUCACGCAUUAUCUUCCCAGUUCUUUUUGGCAGUUUUAACUUGGUUUACUGGGCCACAUAUCUCAACAGAGAACCUGUUAUUAAGAAUAUGGUCCCCUCCCAAUGACCUACUAGCUAUUGAAGAUACAACUCAAUCAUUCAGUAUAUGCAACAGCAGUAAGCCUAUAUAUUUGUGACAAACACAUUGUGCAUCUCAAAUACCAAACUUUUGAAUAAAUGCUUGAGUCGUUAAAACCUCCUUUAAUCUUUUCACUGCCAGGAAAAUUUAAAGAGAGAUAAUGCAGGUGUUUUAUCAUACAUUAAUGGUACAAAAUAUCUUAUUUUCACAAAUGUUCAGGCAUGAAACUCUGAAUGUUCUUUGAAUUUGUUAUCUGUUAUCAAGUCAGCUUGC
This is a messenger RNA of Xyrauchen texanus (razorback sucker), 1673 nucleotides long. RefSeq names its product gamma-aminobutyric acid type A receptor subunit alpha2a (gene gabra2a). The coding region runs from base 39 to 1388 and encodes 449 amino acids. Lineage: Eukaryota; Metazoa; Chordata; Actinopteri; Cypriniformes; Catostomidae. Gene Ontology annotation, molecular function: inhibitory extracellular ligand-gated monoatomic ion channel activity; transmitter-gated monoatomic ion channel activity involved in regulation of postsynaptic membrane potential; GABA-gated chloride ion channel activity. Gene Ontology annotation, cellular component: postsynapse; dendrite membrane; synapse. The transcript is spliced from 10 exons. Gene Ontology annotation, biological process: monoatomic ion transmembrane transport; regulation of postsynaptic membrane potential; synaptic transmission, GABAergic. The record is from RefSeq and is a predicted model, not a curated record.